UCCUAUACAGAGCCCCUUUCUAGGGAUGUUUAGCUAUCUUUUUUGUCUUGUCCCCAGAUUGACCUUGCUGAUAGAGGCCACUUCCUAGGAGCUGCUAAGAUGGGCAUGAGAAUCAAACUGCAAAGCACCAACCACCCCAACAACCUGCUGAAGGAACUCAAUAAGUGCCGGCUGUCAGAGACCAUGUGCGAUGUCACUAUCGUGGUGGGCAGCCGCUCCUUUCCUGCCCACAAGGCAGUGUUGGCGUGCGCAGCUGGCUACUUCCAGAACCUCUUCUUGAAUACUGGGCUUGAUGCCGCCCGGACCUAUGUGGUGGACUUCAUUACUCCUGCCAACUUCGAGAAGAUUCUGAGCUUUGUCUACACCUCAGAACUUUUCACAGACCUGAUCAACGUUGGGGUCAUCUAUGAGGUCGCCGAGCGUCUGGGUAUGGAGGACCUGCUUCGGGCCUGCCACUCCACGUUUCCCGACCUAGAGAGCACUGCAGUAGCUAAGUCCUUGACCAGCACCAGUGAUAGCCAGUCUGGUACUCUGAGGUGUCCUUCAGCAGAUCCCACCCACCCUCUUGGGGAACUCCGGGGAAGUGGGGAACACUUUGGUCCUGAGAGAAACUAUAUGUUGCCUACUGAUGCUGGAGGGAGCUAUAAAGAGGAAGAAAGGAAUGUUGUCAGUGAUGCUAAUCACAGCUUGCCCCUGCCACAGCUGCCCUUGCCACCAAAGACAGAAGACCACGAUGCCCCUGUUUCAUUCACGUCUGUUCCUACUAUGGUGACCCAGCCAGUCCUAGGCACUGUCAGCACGGGCAUCCAGACCAGUGCAAGUUCUUGCCAGCCAUACAAAGUUCAGAGCAAUGGAGACUUCAGUAAAAGCAGCUUCUUCGCCUCCGACAGUGCCAUAGACAUUACAGCUGGGACCAAUUCCUGUUUGAGCAAUAGCGACCACUCCAAAGAUCCAGGCUUUGGGCAGGUGGAGGAGCUCCAACUGGAGGACCUGGGGGAUGAGGAUUUGCAGUUCGAGGACCCGGCCGAAGAGAUCGGGACAACUGAGGAGGUGAUUGAGCUGAGCGAUGACAGCGAGGAUGACCUGACUUUUGGUGACAGUGACAGCCGGGAGAAUAAGGCCAUGCCCUGUCAGGUAUGCAAGAAAGUUCUUGAGCCCAACAUUCAGCUGAUCCGGCAGCACGCUCGGGACCACGUGGACUUGCUCACAGGUAACUGCAAGGUCUGCGAGACCCACUUCCAGGACCGGAACUCCCGGGUGACCCAUGUCCUGUCCCACAUUGGUAUUUUUCUGUUUUCCUGCGACAUGUGUGAAACGAAAUUCUUUACCCAGUGGCAGCUGACGCUGCAUCGGCGGGACGGCAUAUUUGAGAACAACAUCAUUGUCCACCCUAACGAGCCCCUUUCUGGGAAACUGGGUCUCUUUCCGGGGGCGGCCUCCCCAGAGUUGAAAUGUGCUGCUUGUGGGAAAGCGCUGGCCAAAGAUUUCCAUGUGGUCCGAGGCCACGUCCUUGACCAUCUGAACUUGAAGGGCCAGGCGUGCAGCGUCUGCGACCAGCGCCACCUCAACCUGUGCAGCCUCAUGUGGCACACCCUCUCUCAUCUGGGCAUCUCGGUCUUUUCCUGUUCAGUCUGUGCCAGCAGCUUUGUGGACUGGCACCUCCUAGAGAAGCACAUGGCUGUGCACCAGAGCCUGGAGGACACCCUGUUCCGCUGCCACUUAUGCAGCCAGAGCUUCCGGUCUGAGGCUGCCUACCGCUACCACGUCAGCCAGCACAAAUGCACCAGUGGCUUUGACUCGCGGCCUGCUCUGGGGCUGCAGCACCUCGCCCUCCAGAAGCGGAAGCUGCCCGCGGAGGAGUUUUUGAGCGAGGAGCUGGCUCUGCAGGGCCAGCCUGCCAACAGCAAGUAUAGCUGCAAGGUCUGUGGGAAGAGGUUCGCCCACACGAGUGAGUUCAACUACCACCGGCGGAUCCACACGGGUGAGAAGCCUUACCAGUGCAAGGUGUGUCACAAGUUCUUCCGAGGUCGCUCGACCAUCAAGUGCCACCUCAAGACACACUCGGGGGCGCUUAUGUACCGCUGUACCGUCUGUGGCCACUACAGUUCCACCCUUAACCUCAUGAGCAAACAUGUCGGUGUCCACAAGGGCAGCCUUCCGCCUGACUUCACCAUCGAGCAGACCUUCAUGUACAUUAUCCAUUCCAAAGAGACUGAGAAGAACCCAGACAGCUGACGGGGUCUCUGCAGAGCCAGGGGGCUCCCAGGUGGCAGCCGGGUAGUGAUUUUCUAGAAGGUCCUUGCCCAGCUGACGCUACAGUUUGCCUUGCUAGGAAUUCUACUCUGUGUCGCGUUGAGAGAAGAAAGAGCACAUAAGCUGUUACUGUUUGCGAGAGGCAGCAGCCCCGUUACCUUUACCUCCAUACCUGUUCUUGCCCACAGAGGGGCUGCAUUCUUGAUUAUUUUGAGGCUGGUCUUUAGGAUCUCGUCAAGCGGGCCUGUCUACUAGGUCCCCUUUGCCAGUUUCUCUUGUUUUAGUUUACUGAUAGAUUUUAUGCUGCUAAGAACCUACCAGCAGCCUCACUGGAUAGAAGAGGUGGAGAGAGGUUUUCACUGUGGGGGUGACUGCCCGACUUUUGGCGGUACAACAUCUCUGAGAAGGUUUGGGGAAUUGGUCAUUCUGAAGGACGAGUAACAGGGCAGGGCAGUUCAUCUCGGGGUUCUACCCGCUCAGUAGGAACAAGGUGUCAGGAGCUGAGGGCACUACUUGCUCUGCAUCUCAAAUCUCCCGAUUAGACUGAAAAUCUCUUGUCAGCUAGAUCUAAACUGAGGACCAAGCCUUCUGUUUAGAUUGGCAAGCUUUGGGUGUCCCAUGCAAGCUCUGGGUGUCCCAUGCAAGCUCUGGGUGUCCCAUGCAAGCUCUGGGUGUCCAUGGUGCCACCCGAUGGGAAGCCUGCAUGAAUGGAAGAAGAUGCCCCUCUUUUUCCUCGUUUCCAAAGAAACAUGAUUUUUUUAGAGUAUAGCCCUGGAUGUCAAGCCUUCUGUCACGAGCAGAGAGGACAGAGAGCCACUUCAAUGUAGUCAUCUGUCACCUGGCCACCUCCUUCACCCUGUAUCUCCUGGGCACGGAGGAGGGAACUUCUUUGACAGCAGCAGUCUUGCCUUAAUUCACAUCAAGUCUCCCACUCAGGAUGGUUUGGCCUACAGCGUAGACGAGAAGACCUGUGAGGCGGUGGAUUUAAGGAACCCGAUUAACUGGUGAUAUAUGGCAGGGUGUGUGCUCUGACUGUUCCAUGUGGGUAACUUGUUUACUUGGUGGUAAAAGUAUGGGAGUUUGGCGUUCAUGCUGAGCAUCACCUCCAGGGGGCGAUCUUGGAUGGUAGCUGGCUUAGGCCUUCCAUGUGGCUAUUGGCUCCUUAGUCUUUGAAAGGGCCUUGCCCAAAAAAGGUUGGAGGAGAGAACCCUUGAUCUUGCAUACUUAUAAGAUGGCACCUCAGUAGCUCAUACUACCUCACCCUGCUCAGGUGAGCUCUGAGAGUCCCUAAUUUUGGGCCCAGCCACUGACACUGCCCCUGGUGGGACUCAGCAGCACUCUGGGCUAUUUCAUAAACAAGUGGUUUUAAUUAACUCACAAGGCCUUUAGACAUUAAUAUUUAUUUAUUUUUGUUUUGUAUACAUAUUACCCAGCAUCUCUUUUCGAUAAGUGACUUUAGGAAAAUUAGUUUCUCUCAAGCAAGGAACCAUAUUCCACCAGAUGGGUAUGGCUGUGGAUUUGGAGAACAGGCGUGUAACCAUGAGAAGAUGUGCCAGGCCUUUUAAAGAGCACAGUUUCUCUUCUCCAGGUGUAGUUUCUAGCAGAGCAAAUCUAGAUCAAGUCACAUGAAGGUUUUUGCACAGUUUUUAUACUUCCAGCUUGGGCAGCCUCCUGUCCAUAUAUUUUAAGACACAGAGGCAAACCAAAGCUGUAUCCUUCUUGGGCUGGCUGCCUCUUUCCCCAGCCUUGAACUGAGAAAGCCUGUGAAUAAAGAAAUGCCCAGGGCAUCCGGGGGGCUCACAUGAUGAGCCUCAGACAGUGACUAGUGAAAGGCCGCCUUUUCAUUGAGAAAUCACUGCCACAACUCUGGUUUCCUUUCCCUGGGGAUGGGUAACAAGCUACCGUGAUGGAUCUGCUGAACUUUCCAGACUGCUGGUGAGCGAGUGUGGACUGGCUGAUGAGGGGGUGGUACUUCCCGGACCUCAACCAAGUCACUGAGAGUGGAGAAACCCUUUUCCGUAGCUUAUGGCAUCGUGGAUGCUGGGUGGUCGGUCUGUCUACUUAACCUGAAACUGUGAAGUUUUCCUUUUUU
This is a messenger RNA of Myodes glareolus (Bank vole), 4345 nucleotides long. The record is from RefSeq and is a predicted model, not a curated record. Lineage: Eukaryota; Metazoa; Chordata; Mammalia; Rodentia; Cricetidae.